AUGGUUGUUUCUUCUCACACCGCACUUGAUCAGAAAACCAUCGACGAAAGCACCGUAAGAGAAGUUGCAGAAGAACUUAAUCUACUUGUUGUGCAGUUGAGUCCUCCUAACACUACAGCAGUUGAUGUGGAUCUUGUUGCAAACGUGUGUGAUAACAUUGUUCUCUCAAAUGUCAAAAAAGAAACGGCAAAAAAGGCGUACGAAUACGUGGUUAAUGUUACAAGCUCAAUGAUGAAUGUUCCUCGCAGUACAAUUAGGGAAAGCGAAUUGGCUAGCAACAGCAGUAGAAGAUUUAUUCGCAACAUCGAACAAAUUGCUGAGAAAUAUCCUCUAACACCAAGCUCUCUUUCAAGCAUUACACAAACAGAGAAACUGGCCAUUUACGGCACAGAUGAAACCGUUGGGAAAUUUCAUGGUCUCUCUUUCUUUCAACUAGAUGACGGCUACUCGUUCGGACCCGACCAGGAACAACUAAAUACAGAUCUAAAAACAAAUUUGGGAAUUCAUUUGCCAUCAGAUGUUCUAACAACUAAAAACAUGCCAAAUGCAAGAAUUUCUUUAGUCGUGUAUAGUACAAACGUGAUGUUUCGUGACAAGAAUGUGCAAGAUGUGGCAAUCGGUAACUUGUCCAAACCUGUAAGAGUUGCGUUUCCUCUACCGGACAUAAAAAGCAACUACUUUCCUCACUGCAAUUUUUGGAAUAAUGAAUUAAAUGACUGGUAUGGAGGUUGGGACAGAGAGGGUUGUGAGACAGCUGAAUUGGCAUCAUCAUAUGCAAUUUGUUAUUGUUAUCAUCUAACAAGCUUCUCCGUGCUCAUGACUCCGUGUGGCGACAACAACACGUGUCCAUGCGAUACUGUAGCAGAUGUAAAUUUGUCUCUAGUUUCAUACGUUGGGUCCGCUAUUGGAUUAGUGUCACUACUGGCAACCAUUGUUUGUCUAACUUUAGCCAAAUGCUGCAAAAGAAACAAUGUUUUAACAAAUCCAGUCAAGAUCCAUUUUAAUCUGUGCGGUGCUCUAGCUUUAACGAUCAUAACAUACUUUACUAUUAACAAGAGUGACGACAAUGCGUACUGCGCUACGUCUGCCGUACUUUUGCACUACUUUUUCCUCUCAUCUAUUCUCUGGAUGCUUAUGGAAGGUCUCUCCAUCUACAGAGAUAUAAUUGUGGUGCUUCAGUACAAACUGCUGCAUAAAAAACGAUUUGUUCUGAUUGGUUCUGCUGUCGUUCCGUCUCUCUGCGUCAUUGGUAUCAACAUCGUCGUCGCGAUAAGAUCAAUGGCUGCUUUCAAGAAACAAGGACGGAGUGUCCCGCGUAUUUCGACGGCUGGCGACGUGAACAGAAUUAAGGCGUUUUUCGUUUUCAGUUGUCUUUUUGGAUUCACGUGGAUUCUCGGAGCUGCGACGAUUUUUGAUUACGACAAGAUUGUUGAUGGAACAAAAACUCAAUGUCUUGUUCUUAAAGCCUUCCAUUAUCUGUUUGCAAUUUGUAACUCAAUGCAGGGAUUUACAAUUUUUCUUUUUCACAUUGUCUUAAACAAAACCGUUCGAAGGCAAAUUGCACAGCUGCAGAGGAUAGUUUGCAUCUAUGAAUCUGAUAAACGAAAGAGCAGAGAGUACAAAGCAGACGACGAAUCGAAGGACAGCAAAGAUACUCUAAAGGCAACCACAAUUACAACGCUAAACAAGUCUUCCACGAGUGCAUCUCAUGGCAAACAGGAAGAACUGCUUGAAGAAGUUGACAUUGAAAUGUACAAUCUUUAA
Molecule: messenger RNA, 1764 nt
Organism: Corticium candelabrum
Lineage: Eukaryota; Metazoa; Porifera; Homoscleromorpha; Homosclerophorida; Plakinidae
Product: adhesion G protein-coupled receptor L3-like
Exons: 10
Coding region: 1-1764 (587 amino acids)
Biological process (GO): cell surface receptor signaling pathway; adenylate cyclase-activating G protein-coupled receptor signaling pathway
Cellular component (GO): plasma membrane
Molecular function (GO): G protein-coupled receptor activity
Source: RefSeq, a predicted model, not a curated record